GUGCCGAACGUCGACACCGCCCUGAAGGCCGAGUUCGACUCGUCCUGCAUGGGUCUGCGUUGCGGCGGUGACUAUCCUUGCCCGUACGCCGACAACGUAGCCGCGCACCCGCAUGUGGAGAAUAUGCCCAACCGAACGGUCGACGGAUACAAGCGCGAAGGGAAUAGUGUCAUCCUUGUCCUUUACGCCUCCUUCGCGGAGGUUUGGACCACCACGGGCACAGAGGCAGCAGUGAACGAGAAGUUGCCAGGCCUCGGGUUCAUGGUAGCCGCUUGGGCCGUGCGCUGGAUCGCCAUUGAUUCCGACGCGACGCUCGGGUAUCCUGGCGAGGGCCCCGCCGCGGCCGUGGCAUCAGUAGCAGUGGACCAGCCGCCAGAGCAGGUGCACGGCACGGCGGCGCUGACGCCUGAACAGGAAGACGAGACGAGGGAGUGCUGCGACCAGCCCGACCGGCCCUCCGGUCGAGGCGGCGGGGGGCCGGGCCUAGCUCCGGUGCCGGGUGGCCACGGCACGGCGCUACUUCAAGCAUUGGAGUGCGGGGGUGGCCUGGCGCAGUAUCGCGCGGAGAAGCUGUUCAUUUUCUUGGAGGGGAUGGUCUCGUUCAAGCCGUCGAUGUCACGGGGCGGGCGAAAGGCGGGGGAGAAGCUCGUGGGCGAGCACCUGAUCAGCAAGGCCCUGGUCCACGCCAGCAGCCCGGCGACCCUGGCCGCCGGCGCGAGGGCCCAGGAUGGGUUCGAGAAGUGGCUCCCCCGAGUGCAUCGGCAGACCCAGGCGCGGCCCCCGGCCUGCCAGACCAGGAGUCCGGCCCGCCGGUCGGGCGAUCGAUUUGGCGGCUGGGCAGCCGCCGCGGCCGCUGCCUACAGGGGCGCCGCUGCGCUCGCGAUUUCGAUUUCCGGCCUCGAAGUGCUGCCCGGCUCGCGCGCGGCCGGUUCUGUUGGCGCCAUGCCUCCGCUGCUCCUCGCGUCGUUCACAAUUGCGCUCGCCUGGCCGCCGGGGGCGCAGCUCCUGGCAUCGGUCGACACUGAUCCAGGCAGACUGGGCGAGGGCGCAUCGGAUGGGCAGUUGCCGCGAUCCGCUCCCGAUGACCGCGCCCGCCUGGCGCAGUUCGACCAGGCGCCCUCGGGCGCUGCGUUGCAGCAGCUCGUCGUGAAGGCGCGCUCAGAGAUCGCGGAGCUCCGCGCUGCGGGCCCGGAGCGGGAGGUCGCGUCGGGCCGGGAGAGGGCCGGCUGCGCUGCCCUGCCCCUGCGAGGGGCCAUCUUCUUUUCGGCGCCCAUCGUUGGUUCUGCCGAGACUAGCGAGAGCGCGCGCGGGGAGCUAAACGUCGCGAGCGCGGGCUUCGGCACCUCGUCGGCGUCGGCCCCCGCCUUCUACGCUGCCGGCAGGGCUUUCUCGAGCGCAUCGCCUCGGGCAACGAUUUCCACUGAGGGCCGCCUGAUGACUGCCCCCCCGAAGGGGGCCCACGCGGGGCUACUUCGAGGCCGCGGAGUCUACGACGCCGAGACGGCUUACACUACGCUGGCGCCCUACCACAGCGGCGGGCCCCCCCUCCUGGACGACGCGACCGCCGCGCCCGCUGUGGCCUCUCUGCUGCGCGGCCGCGCUCUCGAGUGCCUGGCGGAGGCUGAGGGGCAGGUGAUCGCGGCCGCCGAGGAGGCCCAGCUUGAUCGCGGCGUGAAUGGCGCGAUCAUGAUGCGGCAGUCGCCGGCGCCGCGCCGCAUUCAUCAAGGGCCCGAGGCGCCGCGGGCUGGUCCGAUCCGCACUUCGAGAACCCUUGGGGUGGAUUUGCUGACCGCGGAUCGCCUCGACCGCGCAGAGCACGGGAGCGACGGCGGCGACCCUGCGCUGCCCAUCUUCUUCGGCGAGGCCGACGUCAAGCAUUGCUUUAACCUCGUGAUGUUUGACGGCCAGAUGUCGCGCUACUUCUGCUACCCCAGCAGGGUGGCCAAGGAAUUCGGCGCGGUGGGGAACGGCAUUGGCGACAGGACUGCCGUCGCCCACGACCUCGCGUGGCCCUGCGCCCUGGCGCUCCCAAUGGGUUGGACGCAGUCGCUUUCCCUUGCCCAAGUCUCUAGCCCGGGCCUCGUUGAGAAGGCGCGGGCGCCGCCGUGGGGGUUGGAGGCGCUGAGGCGCUGGGUGCGCAACUCGAUGGCGACCGCCGCCACGCGGUCGACGCCCACUGGCGCGGGCCCGUCGGGCGAGAGUUCCGACGCCGGGGUCGACGCAGCCCGCGGCGGCGUCGCGUCCGACGAGGCUGCCGGCGUGGACGGCGAUGGCGUUGACACGGAUGUCGACGAAUCGACCGAGGCAGCGCGGGCCGAGGCGCAUCGCCAGCGCCUUCUGCGCGCCGCGUGCCGCGCCCGCAAUCAUUUCCUGCGGGCAGAGACGCCCCCGCCACAGUUGGCGCCCGAAGAGAUGGCGGUGACGGCGCGGGCAGGGAGGCAGCACAUCCUGGAGCUGCAGCAGUUCGUCAACUUUGCGCGCGCGGAGCAGCGCCCCGCGGCGGGCCUGGCCCAGGUCGUCGCGGCGCCGGUGAAGUACAUAAACUACAUGUUUCUGAAUGAGAGCAGGAGUGCCAGCAGCGAGGGCGGCAGAAGUGCCCGCCACGAGAAGUACGCGCGUCUCGGCAGCCUCUGGGACGAGCUCUCGGUCGCGAUGCGAUGUCACAUGAAGCUGCGCAGGGAAGAGCUCGCCGCGUUCUUCCUGUCGCCCAGCUGUUCCCCUUCCGCCGCCAGCCGCAUGAAGGUGACCUCCGAUGGUUCCUACGUGGCCGACCUCUUCGUUAGUUUGGGAAAAG
Molecule: messenger RNA, 2794 nt
Organism: Prorocentrum cordatum
Lineage: Eukaryota; Dinophyceae; Prorocentrales; Prorocentraceae
Source: the annotation of a GenBank genome assembly